This is a messenger RNA of Aspergillus heteromorphus CBS 117.55, 1072 nucleotides long. RefSeq names its product alpha/beta hydrolase. The record is from RefSeq and is a predicted model, not a curated record. Gene Ontology annotation, molecular function: hydrolase activity. Lineage: Eukaryota; Fungi; Ascomycota; Eurotiomycetes; Eurotiales; Aspergillaceae. Bases 152 to 1072 code for a protein of 306 amino acids. The transcript has 4 exons.
AGACUCGGAUCGCGCUGCCCGAUCGGCCACUGAUAACGGACCGAGCACCCAAGAGGGUUCGCAGUAUCGGGGCCCUUAACUACUUAGGCGCAUCCCAGCUCUCGCCUGGUAUCUUAAUUUUGGCACAUAUCUUAAACCUGCCCGCUCCAACAUGGCUACGCUCGACGAAAAGACCUUGCGGGACCUCCGCCCCAAGACCAUCCUGCAGCCACUGCAUAAUAGUAUCCCUCCGGAAUUGCUCUCUCGGUUCGACCCCGUCUACGUCGAACACUACAACAAGUACAAUGCGGGGAGGCUACACACGCACGAGGUCCCCAUUGAGAAGUUCCGGAAAGACCCAGCCAAGUACAUCACCAACUACGGCCGGGCGGUGGGCCCGGAUGUCUUUCGCAUUACGGAGCAGACCUUCGUCGACGGUCUAGACGGGCACUUGGUCGCGUUCGAUAUCGACUACCGGCUGGCACCCGAGCACAAGUAUCCCAUCCCACUGGACGAUUGUUGGACCGCAUUCAAUUGGGAGUUCAACGUCGACCCGGAUCGGAUGGCGGUCGGCGGCUGUUCAGCUGGAGGUCACUUGUCAGCGGUGAUCGCGCUUCUCUGCCGCAAUGCUAGCAUCCCGUUGCGCCUGCAGGUGCUCAACGUGCCCGUGUGUGAUCUACUCGGCGCGUUCACCCCCGAUGGCCGGUUCGAUCGCGCCAAUUGUCCGUAUGAUUCGUAUAGAGAGAUGGAGUUCACCACGGCCCUUCCCAUGGCACGGAUGGCCUAUUUCCAUAGACAUUUCCUGGGGGUGCCCCGGCCAGCCAGUUCAGAGGAGGACUGGAAGAUUUCUCCCAUUGUAGCCCCCGACCUUUCGGGGUUGGCACCCGCCUUGGUUUUCACCGCUGAAAUGGAUCCUCUUCGGGAUGAGGGCGAGCAGUACGCCGCCAAAUUGAAAGCUGCCGGGUGUCAGGUGGAGCUGCUGCGGAUGGCGGGAGCACCGCAUACGUUUUCUGCGCUGGAUGGCAUUCUGGAGUGCGGACGGGUAUACAAUGCGAAGGUGAUUGAGGCGAUGCAGAAGGAGCUCGUUAGAUAG